Molecule: messenger RNA, 2137 nt
Organism: Purpureocillium takamizusanense
Lineage: Eukaryota; Fungi; Ascomycota; Sordariomycetes; Hypocreales; Ophiocordycipitaceae
Exons: 6
Coding region: 321-1595 (424 amino acids)
Biological process (GO): zinc ion transmembrane transport
Cellular component (GO): plasma membrane
Molecular function (GO): zinc ion transmembrane transporter activity
Source: RefSeq, a predicted model, not a curated record
AACGGCGACUUAUAGUCACAUCGGGUGUACAAAACGACUGGCACAGCCGCACCCGCCUCGGAAACUGAUUCAUUCAGACCCUCGCGUUGUUUGUUCCAGUUCCUUGACGGGUUUACUCAGAUCGUUGAGACUGGGCCACAUAUUGCUCGCGCUCGCCGGUCGAGCUUCUCUCAACUACACGUGGGCUUCGAGCUGGCUCGAGGUCCUGACAGUCUCCAUUGCGGCACAUGGUUUCAGUCAGUCUCUUGCUGAACUGUCGUUACUAAGGCAUCUUUUUCCGUUGCAUUGGUUCAAGGUUCCUUGUUCUUAGAGCCCUCAUCAUGAACGAAGCCAAGCCUCCAAAGCCUCAGUGCGGGGGAGGGGGAGCGUCCAAGGAGGAAUAUGACCUGGCAUUGCAUACCGCUGGCUUGUUUAUGGUGUUGGCUGCCUCUUGCAUUGGAUGUGGCUUCCCCGUCGUGGCGAAGAAGAUCAAGUGGCUCAAGAUCCCCCCCAAGGUUUUCUUUGCUUGCAAGCAUUUCGGCACAGGCGUCCUGAUUGCAACUGCAUUUGUUCACCUUUUGCCAACCGCCUUUUCGAGCCUCAACGACCCAUGUCUGCCGGACCUCUUCACGGAUGACUACCCAGCCCUCCCAGGAGUCAUCAUGAUGGGAUCUCUGUUCAUUCUAUUUGUCAUUGAGAUGUGGCUCAACGCAAAGACUGGUGGGCACUCGCACGGUGGCCCAACAGGCGAGACCAUCGUUCACGAGCACGAACAUGCGCAGAAUCCAGUACCGCCUGCUUACCCAUUUGGCCUGGCGCAAAAGCCGGAUAGCAUGGUGACCGAGUAUCCUCUCGAGAAAGAACACCAACCACGUGGGUACCGCGGAGCGAGCAGCAUCUACACCCAAGCCGGGCCGCCCAACCCAUACUCCGAUGAGGGCAAGCGGGACAGCCUCUCGACCAUGCCUGCUUGGUUCAUCGUCUUCUACGAGCAGUACGUCCGUCAACAAAACCUCAUGGUCGACUUGAUCCAUGCCAAUGGGGGCAAUGGGUCGGACAAGGAGGAGCCCGCGCCCGCGCCGGAGCCUCAUGUGGACGAGGAGAAUCAGCUGGUCGACCCAGCCGUUUACCGCAAGAUGUCGACCAACAUCACACUUCUCGAGGGCGGCAUUCUAUUUCACUCGGUAUUUGUGGGGAUGACCGUCUCCAUCACCAUCGAUGGCUUCGUCAUUCUCCUCAUUGCUAUUCUGUUCCACCAAAUGUUCGAGGGCCUCGGCUUGGGCUCGCGCAUCGCUGCAGUGCCGUACCCCAAGGGCAGCAUCAAGCCCUGGCUCCUAGUCGUUGCCUUUGGCACAACGGCACCGAUUGGACAAGCCAUUGGCUUGAUUACUCGCGGGUCGUAUGACCCCCAGAGCGCGUUCGGCCUCAUCAUCGUCGGUCUCUUCAACGCAAUCUCGUCUGGCCUUUUAAUUUACGCCGCGCUGGUAGACCUCUUGGCUGAAGAUUUCUUGUCCGAGGAAGCCAACCGGCUCAUGAACAAGAAAAAGAAGGCGCAGGCCUUUGGCUGGGUGCUGCUCGGAGCGAUUGGAAUGGCAAUCGUCGGAGCUUUCGCGUAAGCUCCGGUUUACGGAUGGGUGAGACUGUCUCCCAAGAAGAGGCGCUGUAUGACCGCCAGCCAGUCUUGCGUCUGGCUUUGAGCGCUUGCGCACAAUUUAAAUCUGCCGAUUUGACCACAAACGCAGCUGCGCAUUUUAGAGUCCUACGCUCGUUUGGCCGAACCAUAUAUGAACAAGCAUAGUCCGAAACAGGGUAUAUCUGAGAGAAUGAUAGCGACGGCUAGAGGGAUGCAUGCAUGAUGGCGGGUUGCUGAAAGAGGGCAGUCGGUUCGAGCUUCUCGCUGCUGGCAAUCAAGCGUGUAUCACCACGCGAGGUCAGCGCGAACGGCUUGGGCAGCAGAUCGGUGCUGCGAUUGCAGACCCGACGAGUGCAGGCACUUUUGUUGUGUCUUGAGCCGAGCUGUCGCGGGUGAGUGAGUGGUGCCAGCAUUGAUUGGGGAUCGGAAGAGCCGGAGGAGGCGCGUGCCAUUGCUCGCAGGGACAAUUUGCCGCUCUAUUUCGCAUUCGCUCGCGCGCAACGGACAGAGCAAGGAGCCAUUCAG